Alternaria ventricosa is the source of this 5856-nucleotide messenger RNA. RefSeq lists its product as uncharacterized. The record is from RefSeq and is a predicted model, not a curated record. The transcript is spliced from 2 exons. Bases 1 to 5856 code for a protein of 1951 amino acids. Lineage: Eukaryota; Fungi; Ascomycota; Dothideomycetes; Pleosporales; Pleosporaceae.
AUGUCUCCAAAACGGAAGAAGACAGGUCAUGGUGACGAUCCGCCCAAGGCGAAGAAGACCGGAUCCGAGGAUACUUCUGACGACGAUACACCCAAGAUCAAUGUCAACUGGUUCAUACCAAAAGAGAAGGGUAAGAAGGUCUACAAAGAAAAAUGCGCAGCCGAGUAUGCCCAGAUCCUCUAUGAGAAAGCGCGAGAAGAGAUAAGUCCGCAACAAGCACCUUUGUUAGAUCCGCAAUUCCGGACGCCAGUAUUCCAAAAUAAAGGCAAAGAUCUGCGAGCGGGAGACAAGUACAGGCCCAGCGCGUCUUUGCGCAACCUGUUCAACGAUAUCAAGAGUAGAAGUAUUGAUAAGGAGGAGGGCCAUAGCAUCACCCAUUUCCAGCAGCAGUUUGGCGACGACGCAAACGUUGCAGUAGUGCUCUCAAGGGCGGAGAACAACGCUACUUUUGUUCUAAAUCAAGACCAGCGUUUGGAAGUGACUGUGAACGAUGUAACUGCACAUGUAGAUUUCAUCCGACGGAAUUCAUCAGAGGAUGGCAGCCCUAUCGGUUACUUCAUUCAACUCCCUCUCAAUACGUCAGUUACAGUGAACGGAACUACCUACACCAACAGCGACGGCUCAUCGUCCAUGCCCUUCUACAUUGGGCCGCUCGAAGGGUAUGCGAUCAUUGAACUACUUUCGCAACCAGCGUUUUUCUUCAGAACUGCAGCAAGCUUGAAAGACACUUCAUCACAUAGGGCGGUAUCUCAAGAAGAGCUCGAUCGUCGCGAUAGAAAUGGCGAUGUUGCUGUGGGAAAUACGAGGGUGCGAUGGAGGCCAAUCGACGCUCCGCUAACGCCAGCGGGACCUGGAGUCACGGGCGUCGCAGAAGAGGUUGAAGAAGAGUCGGAGGAUAACUUCAUCGACACAUUCACCGAUGAAGGGAAGCCGAUCAGAGAUCCUGGUGCGUAUAUGCGAGCUCAACUGUUGUCUCAUCAACAAAGUCGAUAUCGCGAGCUUGUUCCCAGAGUUCUUGCUUCGGUGAACUAUCGAGAGGAAGAAGCUACCGGAUUCAGCUACCAGCAUCAAGGACAGACUUUCAGGCCCGGAAGGACGCUGUUGCAACCAAUCGAGAUGGAAGGGAACCAUCUAUUGCUCGCUGCUCAAAUCCACGCUGACAAGCACAUCACGCUCGAAGUCCUAGAUCCUAUGACAUGGCGAUCAACUUUGUCCAGUCGGAAAGCUAUCAAUGAACACAUCAGAGAGACUUUGCGAAACUCCACAUGGUGGCGGCAUGUCUUUGACUCGUUAGAUCAGAUGGAAGAAAACCUGCCCGAGGCCACGAUGUGGGUACCGGCUGCCCAGGUCACGACAGGUGAUGGCAGCUUUACGUACACCGUCUUGAACGCGUGGGCGCUGGCGAUGGGUCUCGCACCGAACCCGUCGUUUACACCCAGCGCUCAUGGUCACGAGUCGUUCUUCAUCCGAGCCCAACAAAUCUUCGACCUGGCCCUUCAAGACACGUUGAACUGGAGGUUAUUACUCGCCUUUUUCCGCUGCACCGGAUUCGUUAAGCCCAGCGAGAGCAGCGAGAACGACGAAGAGGCAAAUCUUCCGCAUCUAUCAAGGCGAUUUGAUCUUUGUAACCGCUCCUUCCAUAAGCUGAUCGCUCGCGCAACGGCUGCAGAUGCCGUAGCUGAAGGCAAGAAGAUCGAUAUGGAGCUGGUCACUUUGGGACUCGAACAUGGGAUGCGCCAUGAUCAAGCCUUCGUUGGAGAUUCACUGAGCGAGCUUGAACGGACCAACCUCACUUCCAUCGUCCGUGAUGGUCAAUGGAACUUCAAGAUGACAGAGUAUCAACCGGAUGAUGGUCUCAAUGAAAGUGAUCUCUUUCUCCCGCCGCCGAAUCCGCACCUGGAUACUGGCCCAGCCCCGAGAGACUUUGAACCUUGCGUGCAUCUUCGUGAGCAGCUCAAGACACUCAUUGACGCUAAUCUGAUUGCAACAAGUAUCCAGGGCGAGGAAGAGGGAGCGGACAUCUACCAAUUAUCGGAAUCAGAGGUCACCAAUGGUAUCAAGGCUGUCAUGCGAUCUAUCAAUGAUUUGCUCUCAUCUAACCACGGCUUCUCGUUCGCAGAGUUUGCAGGUACCGUGUCUUUCUCAGGUACACAGGGAGACCGCAACAGAGUAGUUUUGGUGUCUCACCAACAUGAAGGACAUUUCAUAUUAGUGGUUCUCCAGUACGAGCUCAAGGCCAGCGCAAGUGAAGCCCGCAAGAGCGAUACGAUCGAGAGCGAAGUAGGCAAGAGCAGACCAGACAAGAGAAAAACAGGCAAGAGCAAGGAUAGCGAAUACGUCGCCGUCACACGUGUAAUUGACUCUGCGCCAUGGACAAUGACGACAGGCGAGCGCGCCAAAAUCCAUGAGCAACUGAAAUCAAGUGGCCUUUUGACAGCUGAAAAGGAAGAGUUCCCGGAUAACGAGACACUGACACUGAAGUGGAUAGAUGGGCCUCAGCAAGCGCGUAUUGAUACAUCUGGCUACUUCACCAUCAUCAGCGCAUGGGCUAUACUACUCGGUCUACCUAUCAACAAUGACUUCCACCCUAAGGAAAAUUUCUUCAGCCAAGCUUCAUAUCUAAUCGAAGCUAUCAAAGGCGGACAUGCAGACUGGAAGCUGAUCUGGGCGUUCUUGCGCUGCGUCGGCUACACUCUAUCAGACCAAGCACCUCCACAAGAGCGACGAUUCAAAUCUCGUCGCAACGUCGAUGCUAGUGCGCGGCGAGAGUUCAAAGAAAGCAAAGAGAGGUUGAAGAAACGGAGAGAAAAGAUCUGGGGACAGAAUUACAAGUCAAUGAUGGCGAAAUUGCCGCAUCACCGCCUCAGAUACCCACACUUUUCCAUUUCGGUCAACGCAGGACUAGCGCACAAUGAAGUCUUCCCAUGGGAUGAUUACGAUGGACCUGACAGAAGAGCACGUAUACCCGAGUUGAUCAAAUCUGGAAAGUACACGAGACAUCUGCAAACUACGCCUACAGUCCCCAAUGCAAAUCCACUUGCAAAACCAACCGCAAAUCCACUUGCAAAACCAACCGCAAAUCCACUUGUAGAUCCACCUAUAGGUCCACCUGCAGGUCCUGCACCGUUGCCUAGCUCGACAAAAGACCCGAAGACAGGAGCCCUAGUCACUACAGGUGGACAUGUUGUAGCAGGUGCAGAUCCGCCUGUGGGUGACAAUCCCAUUCCGAAGAACCUGGAUCUUUUUGACAAAGUCGCUCGCAUUCCAGAACUCCAACGUCUCGGCACUUUUGACGAGAAGCUUUCCCGUGAAGAGAUACGGAAGCGCUACGACGCAUCAGCAAAAGACUUCCAACCAUGCGAGCAUCUUCGUCGCACAUUGCAGAACUUGCUGGCAGACGACAAAGUCAAGGAAGAGGUGAAAACCUUUAGAAGUGGCGAAAGAGUAACGACCGGGUUUGGGCUCUGGCUAUCCGACGAAGAGGUGGCCAUGCACGCCGCUGCGGUCACUUUGGCUAUCAACGACACGCAGAGUAUCGAAGAGGGUUACAGUGUUGUGUCGGCCGCAACUGUUGAGUCGUGUAAAGGUGUUGGCGUCAGCGUGCCUCCUGCACUUCGACCCGGCCGUCCUCUACUCAUGCCAUUGUACUCCGAAAGUCAUUUCGUUCUGGUAAUCGUGCAAUUGAACGAAAAGGGCUUACCCGAAAUGUCGGUUCUCGACUCGUUGUUCUACCAUUACAACGCUGCUCAACGUCACCACAUCUUUGAGAUUGCCUGGAGGGUAGUAUGUCGUACGGCUUGGUACAGGCGACAUUUCCCAGAUGAAGCUACUUUCGAGAACGCCAAGCCUUCUCAUGCAACUUGGGUCAGAACCGCUCUUCAACCGAGCACGAAUGAGUGUGGCUAUUUCGUAAUACUUAACGCCUGGGGACUGGCGCUGGGCUUGGAGCUCAAUCCUGCGGUGCGACUUAAAUGGACAAAAUCGUUCUUCGAUGAGCUGUUCGAUGUUAUCAGUCUUGCGCGUCUGGGGUACGCAGACUGGAAGCUCAUUUUUGCUUUUCUACGAUGUCAUGACAUCGUACGGAAUGGCUCUGUACCCGAGAACAGGCGUUUUGCCCAAACUCAUGCCAUACAAGACGAAGAUAGAAUGGUAGAAGAUUUGGGAAGUCUUGUUGAUCUAGAGUCGGUACACUGGCAAGUGCGGCAGCAGCCCACGCUUGAAGAGAAUGAGAAAAUACGGCGCUGUAAUCGCAUUCCAGGCCUCAACGGUCUAUCACACAACCAGACUGGCGGCUUCUCUUCCGACAAAUGGACCAGUUCAAUCAAAUCGAAGCAUGUACCUCGCCUUCAGCAGCUGGGUAUUCUUAAUGUCGACCAUAACAGCUCCCAAUUGGAACAAGCUUAUAAAAGCUCGUGGGAGAUAGUCUGCGAAAGAUUGCUCAACUCCGUCCCAGGGUCUGUCGCCGAAAUGACACGAGACACAUUGAUACAAAGUUUACGAGAUCACCUCGACAACCACUUUGCUGAGGUGGCAAAACAUUACAAUGACACCCCUGGAGCAAGGGUGAAAAAUGCCUAUCAGACUUAUGUCGCCCUCAUGCGAAAACAUGACGUACGGCAAAGCUUCGGAGAUAUCGGCGUCGGGGUUACGCUGUCGGCCAAGAAUGACUGGAAACGGCAUCUAAGCGAUUCCGAAGUGAACCUGGCCAUCGUGUCAGUUUUGGAGGCUAUCGAUAAUCUCCAAGCAGAUGCGCACGGGCGUAUAGACUCCGCGAGGGUCUUCGCGGGAGGUUUUACGUUGACGACUUCCUAUAAUUUGUCACUCGCCCUCUCUUCUAACGAACCCGAUGAUGGGAGUCUCUUCGACAAUCUGGCGCUUUCACGCCCUCGAAGGGCUUGGUUGAUGCCUUUGGUAGUCAGCGAAGGUGGCCUGUUGGAUGUGUUGAAGAAGUGGGUGGAGGAAAAGGGUGUGAAAUGGAAACCCCCUACUAACAAUCAAGCUGGAGGCCAUACGCUCCUCGUGUUGAUCCAAGAAUCGUUCAACGAUGAGGACGACGCUGAUCCGGGAGGCACCCAUUUCGAGAUGCUAUUCAUCGACAGCUGUCAGAAAGUCUUCAAAGACGUGCAAGAAUUCUUUGUAGACCGCCUCAGCAAGGCCCAUAAACGUCUUAAGUGGUCAGACCAUCGCCAUGUUUGGGACGCCGUCACACCUCGCGACACACAUGACGAUAUAGAAGUUCCCCAGCAGGAAGGCGGCGGCUGGCAAUGCGGGCAUCACACCGUGAUCAACGCCUGGAUAAUUGCGAUGGGUCUUCAUCCCAAAGUGAACGCAACUUACAACGAGAUCACAUAUACCAUGAUCUACAGGUUCGCUCAAAUGGCCACUGCCGGCAUACUAGACUGGCGGACGCUUGCUGAAUUUCUUGUCGGCAAGAAGUUCACUACGGAGAAGAGUGCAGACGACGUACCAGUGUCUCGCCGGUUCAAGUUCACUUGUGCUCAAACCAAUGAGAUUGCGCUGGAUACGAAGAUCAGAACAUACGCACUUGUAGACACUGCUCUUGGUGCACUACCGCCGACAGACACAGCUUAUGACCGCAACACCAACUUUGUUCCUAUCCAAGAGGAAGAAGAAGAGGAAGGGUUAGCACGAGGGUUUGAGGAUAUGGAAUUAGAUUUGCCUGAUAAUCGGAGGAAUCCUAAAAGAAAACUGCGCGACGAUGGUAGCGACGGUCUCGCUCUGUGGGAUGAUGUAGCCGCUGGACGGGACGGAAGACAUGUUACUGCGGCCGACGCGCCGCGUCGAAGCAAGAGACAAAGGCUGUCGAACGGCCUCUCUUUUCUCGACGCGUACUAA